AUGCCUUUAACAGAGGAAAGGCAGAUUCAUACUAACAUUGACAAUUACAUCUCUGCGAUAAUCACCAAUGUUGACAACAGAUUUCCCACAAGUUCUGUUAAUGUUCUGGAUGCAUUCUCUAUUUUAAAUGUUGAACAGCUUGCUCCUGAUCCAGAAUCCAUGUUAUUCCAGUUUUAUGGUGAUAAAGAAAUAGAUGAUCUGAAGAACCAUUUAUUUCAAUCUGAUUUACAAGAUCAAGAGAAACUUCUUUGUGAAUGGCGAUCUUUCAAAUUCUAACUAAUAGAGCUUAGGAAGAAAUGGCUUCAUUUCAAAGACCAGGUUAUCGUAAAUAAACUGAAGUUAAACUAUAUAGCAACAGAAUGGGUACUUUGUCAGGUUUUGGGUCAGUUCCAGGAAGAAUUUAGUCAUGUUGUGGCAACGGCAACAGAACGUGGUGGUAGAGCAAUUAAGCGCAUAAAAGCUAGAUCUCAAAGCGAAAUGAAAAACGACAUGUUAGAAGCUCUUAUGAUGAUAUCAAUGAAUGGUCCAACUCCAAACAGUGAAUUGGCUAACAAACUCAUCAGGAAGGUUGCUGUGCGUUUUGAAUCAAGCCGCUGA
Messenger RNA from Paramuricea clavata, 597 nucleotides. The record is from the annotation of a GenBank genome assembly. NCBI's taxonomy places the organism in Eukaryota, Metazoa, Cnidaria, Anthozoa, Malacalcyonacea, Plexauridae.